Messenger RNA from Peromyscus maniculatus bairdii (prairie deer mouse), 1098 nucleotides. Lineage: Eukaryota; Metazoa; Chordata; Mammalia; Rodentia; Cricetidae. The record is from RefSeq and is a predicted model, not a curated record.
AUGAGAAAAUAUUCUCAUUACAUUUCCGAGGUGUACCUUCAACUUCCAAAUUCAGAAUUAACGUCGGCCGCCAGUGGCCCUGACCGGGAAGCAACGCUGUCUGAAUCCCACCGGACACCUCUUGGCUGCCACCCCCCACCCCCGCCCCCCGAUUUCAGAUCCGAAGAGACUGGAUCGGCAGGAAGGGAUAGGCGAAAGGGGCCGCGCGGGAGGGGCGCGGAGAGAAGGGUCCUUCAAUUAACCUGCCCUGAGCGAGAAGCUGGCGUCAGGAACGCCUCCCCCGGCCGGGGCCUGGCUGCUCCGGGGACACCAGCGACACAUAGCACACACUGCCGCGGAUCCCCGGGCGGCCGCGGACGCUGUGCACCCAGGCUUCGGGGCCGCGGGAGGUGGAAGGGGUGGGGUGGGGGGCUCACCGAAUGGAAUUUGGCGGGUGGGGCGGGAUGGGAGGGAGGGCGGGCGGUCACUAGGCCUCAGGCCGCCAAGGCCCUGCUGCUUUCGGGACUCAAUCAACCCCCAACGACAACCAGCCAGCCGGCUCUUUCCCCCACUCCACCCUGCAAAGGGCACGGGCUCCAGCAGCAACCAGGGCACCGCGCCAGGGGGAUGCGGGGGGGAUGGGGGUCCUCGGGUGGACAAGAGGAUGCAGGCGCCAGCGCGUCCCCAGAUGCUCACCCGAGACGGUGUCAGCCAAGCUGGGGAGAGGGAGGGGGGCGGCGAGCAUCGCGCAGCCAAGGGGACCCCCCAGGACCCCAAAGGGACAGGCGUGGCCCGGUCCGGCACGACCCCCGGCGCCGCCGCACCACCCAGCUCUCCCGCCCGCCGCGGCCCAGGGCCGCAGACGCGCCAGGCAUGUAUUUACCUGCAAACGAAAGCCGCCCCUCCUGCCAAGGGCGGAGUGGCCGCCGCCGCCGCCCCCCCAACGCAAGGAGCCGCCGCCGCCGCCACCCAGCAGCGGUUCUUCCUCGAAGACCGCGGCAGGGAGGGCCCACGAAUGCCCGGACUGCCCGGACGACUGCCGACUGCGAGCCCAGCGGCCGCCCUUUCUCUACAUCAGCUUCUCCCGGGCGCCAACCGCCGCAGCCACCGCCAUCUUAG